This is a messenger RNA of Anthonomus grandis grandis, 1214 nucleotides long. Its product is annotated as alpha-tocopherol transfer protein-like. NCBI's taxonomy places the organism in Eukaryota, Metazoa, Arthropoda, Insecta, Coleoptera, Curculionidae. Gene Ontology annotation, molecular function: phosphatidylinositol bisphosphate binding. Gene Ontology annotation, cellular component: membrane. Bases 212 to 1156 code for a protein of 314 amino acids. The record is from RefSeq and is a predicted model, not a curated record. The transcript is spliced from 7 exons.
UCAAUACCCGACACUACUUGUCAGCGAGUACAUUCAGUCAGUCGCACUCGGAAUAGUGAUUAAUACUCUAGGUGCGAUAUUUUAGUCUAAGAACAAUUAUUUUAAUAAUAUAUUAGUUAGUGAUUAGUUUAAUUGAACUGUGUCGAAAGGCCUUACGACCUUCGCCGAUUAAAGGCGAUUUCCUAAUCUACUAAAAUUUGAAAAUAAGACAAUGGAUAGACCUAAACCAAAAGAAACAGCUGACAAUAGUAAUGAAGAUAGUAAUAAGUAUGCGGAUAUUGUGUUGAAAAUUGACAUUAAAGAACCCGAACCUGAUAGUCCUCUGAUGUCAUGGGCAGAGCGGCACAUUAAUGAAAAUCCCGAUACGAAACUGCAACUGGUUGAGGAACUUCGAAAUAUGAUUUUCGAAAAGGGCGAAUGCGAACCCUAUAGGACGGACGACGAGUUUCUUCUACGUUUUUUAAGGGCAAGACAUUUUAUCGUUCGAAUGGCCCAUAGACUGUUCGUUAAUUAUCAUACCUACAGGGAAUCGAACCCAAAUUUCUUCUUCAAUAUUGACUACGGGCGAAUGCUCGAAGUGGUGGAGGCGGAUAUUUUUAAUGUGCCACCCUAUUUAGAUGAACACGGGCGUAGGAUGUUGUUUUGGAAAAUUGGAAACUGGAACCCAACCCAAUUUACCACGGACCAACUCUUCCAGACAAUCAUUUUCCUAAUCCAGGCCUCGACCCUGGAACCAAAGCACCAAAUACUAGGAGGUGUCUGCAUCAUGGACGUCGAAAAUCUAGGAAGCAAUCAAGUUUGGUAUCUAUCUCCAAGCAUUACGAAACAUAUGAUUAGUGUCGCAUAUAGUUCGUUACCGCAUCGCAUUGAGGCACUUCACAUCGUAAAUGUAUCAAAAGUGUUCGAUUAUGCGUUCGCGAUGUUAAAACCGUUACUGUCGGAUCUGAUGAAGGACCGCAUAUUCAUUCAUCAGAAUUUGGAAAGUUUACAUCAGCACGUUUCUCCAAAAUGUCUUCCGAAAAAAUAUGGCGGAAUACAUAAGGACACAUACUCUUUUACUGAUUAUUUAUCAGUGGUACGUGCAAAUGAGGAGUUUAUCGAUGAAAUGGAGUCGUUUGGUUAUGAAGGCAGCAGAGAAUUUAUAGAGAAGCUUUAAGUUUUAUAUUAUAUUAAGUUGGAAAUAUUAUUGUUUAUUAUAUAAAAAAAAGCCAUUG